AUGUCGGCCUCUUCAAAGCUUUUCCAAUUCGGCAAGCAACAUAUUGCCAGAGGUAUCGGUCGCAGCACCGAGUUGGUUAUUGAGCGUGCUCAAGGUGCUUAUGUUUGGACUGUGGAUGGCAAAAAGUAUCUUGAUCUCACCACUGGUAUUGGUGUCACCUCCACUGGUCACUCUCACCCCAAGGUUGUUAAGGCUGUACAGGAACAAGCUGCCAACUUGUCCCAUGGUCAAGUCAACAUCUUCAUGCACAAGCCUAUGCUCGAUUUGAUCGAGAAGCUUCAACCCAAGAUGCCCUCUCCCGAAUUGGACACCUUUUUCUUCUGGAACUCUGGUGCCGAAGCUGUUGAGGCUGCUCUUAAGCUUGCUCGUCAGGCCACCAAGCGUCAAAACGUCAUUGUCUUCCAAGGCUCUUACCACGGCCGUACCUUUGGUACCAUGGCUCUUACCACCAGCAAGACUACCUACAGUGCUGGCUUUGGUCCUUUGAUCCCUAGUGUCCACGUUGCUCCUUUCCCCUAUUACCAACAAUGGGCUGCUCACCGUGCCGAUCCCCAAAAGUUUGAUGCUGAAUGGUGCUCUCAAGAAUCCUUGAACCAACUUGAAAUCCUUCUCAAGCAACGCUCCGCUCCUGAGGAUACCGCUGCCAUGUUGAUUGAGACCGUUCAAGGUGAAGGUGGCUAUGUUGCCCCUCCUAAGAGCUUCCUCCAGGGUCUUCGCAAGAUCUGUGACAAGUAUGGCAUCCUUUUGAUUUGUGAUGAAGUCCAAUCUGGUUUCGGCCGUACCGGCAAGAUGUUUGCUGUUGAGCACUACGAUGUUGUUCCCGAUAUCAUGGUGAUGGCCAAGGGUAUUGCUUCUGGUUACCCAUUGUCGGCUAUCGUUUCUCGUAAGGAGCUUAUGGACCGUCAACCCCCUGGAUCCAUGGGUGGUACUUAUGCUGGUAACGCUGUUGCUUGUGCUGCCGCUAAGGCCACUCUUGAGGUCUUUGAAGAAGAGAAGAUCUUGGAUAACUGCAAUGCCCGUGCUGAACAAUUCAACGCUGCUUUCCGCUCCAAGCUUCCCUCCAUUCUCCCCAAGGGCGUCACCGCCGAUAUCCGUGGUUUGGGUUUGAUGCUUGGUAUUGAAUUCCUCAAUGCUCCCGCUGGCUAUGCCAACAAGGUCGCCAACGAAGCCUUCAAGCUUGACACCCUUGUCUUGACCACCUCCAUCUAUGAGACUCUUCGUCUCAUUCCUCCUCUCAACAUCACCAAGGAAGAGACCGACCUCGCUAUUGAGAAGGUUCUUGCCAGUAUUGAAGCUGCCACCAAGUCCUUGUAA
Messenger RNA from Lichtheimia ornata, 1314 nucleotides. Its product is annotated as 4-aminobutyrate transaminase. Gene Ontology annotation, molecular function: transaminase activity; pyridoxal phosphate binding; identical protein binding. The transcript is spliced from 3 exons. The record is from RefSeq and is a predicted model, not a curated record. Lineage: Eukaryota; Fungi; Mucoromycota; Mucoromycetes; Mucorales; Lichtheimiaceae. Bases 1 to 1314 code for a protein of 437 amino acids.